AGAGAGAGAGAGAGAGAGAGAGAGAGAGAGAGAGAGCUAUAGUUAUGUAUAGAGAGGGAGAGUGUGUGAGAAUAUUGUAUAGUUAGAGAUGGGUUUUGAUGAAAAUGAUGAACAUUUUUGAGAGCAUAUAAUCGAUUGACUCAAAUGAUUAUUUCCAAUAGUUUUUUAGUUGAUUUGAUUGACACAUAAAUUGGCGAAACAUAUAAAUAGUUGUGUUUUUGUUGAUAACAUUAUUGUAUUAAGCAUUGAAUGAAUGCUUUAAACCAAAUGGUGUUUCGCCUCAAACAGCGAUUGCAUUACAGAGUGGUCAUUCAUCUACCAUAUCAUCACCACAUUAGACCACUUGUGCGGUAAUCCAUAUCUUUGUGAUGACAGUCAUCCGACUCUUCACUUUAGUCGAUGACAUCUAAACUGUUUAUAUAAACAUGUGAUGUGAUCAACAAAUCAAUGUAUUUAUUAUUAUUUAAAUUAUAAAAAAAUCAUUGAAACCAUGAUUUCAUUAGACAAUUGAUAAUAUGUUUGCUUUGGGUUUUCAUCGAAAAAAAUGUGAUGUAAUUAUCACUUGUUGUCACUUAUUUGGACACAUAUUCAACACAUUUAAUAAUUAAAAUAAAAAUCACUGAAACUCAUCAAAACUAUUAAUCAUUUGAUAAAUUGUCUCAACAAUGGGAUCCAACUGUUCCUCAUUAGGAAAAAAUGGCAAAAAAGAUAAAGUGGUGAACGAUAAGGACAAGGAGGACGAGGACAGGGAUCACGACCGACAAAAUGAUAACAAGAGGAAAGGUUCAGCCGAUAGUAUUCCUUAUGGAAGGGAACAGUCGACUGCAUCAGAGCUACAGUCGGUGCCGGAGAAGACCGCAGAGGAGGCCAGUAGUACGGAGUACUUGCAACCAGAGAUCAAGAUUGCUAUAAUCAAUGAUUCAAACGCUGUCAACACUCACACAUCCAACGUUGCCUUUCCCGAUGCUUUGUCACCUCCACCUCCAGCUAGAAGUCCCGAUACUCUAUCAGCUGCCAGUUCACGACCAGAAUCGGCGUCUGGCAAUACAUCGCCAGAAAGUUAUGCCAAUAGAUGUUAUACUCAAUUAUUUUCAAUUAAAGACGAUAACAGGCAUUUAAUUGCAAUAUCAUUGCAUUCAAAUGAGUUGAUUGUUUGGGAUAUUUAUGAGGAGAAAGUAGUUCGUACUCUUCAAGGCAUUAGUCAGCCGCGAGACGUCAAAAUGGUUGAUAAAUAUCGGGCUAUAGUGUUGUGCGAUCGCGAACUUAAACUUUAUAAUCUUAAUUCAGGCACUUUUGAAGUCAAAUUAAAAGGAGUUAUGAAUCAAAAAAUGCCAUUUUAUGGCAUACAUGAAGACAAGUAUGUGGUGGCACUAUCCCGUAACAGGAUGUAUGUUAAUAUGAUUAACACCACUACUGGGGAUUUAGAAACAACUUUUAAAGUAGGAGAGGAUAGGUUUCUUAAUAGUUUGUUGGUCAGUGCCAAUGGAAAGAUAUGUGUUUGUGGAGAUGAAACUCAAAAACCUUUUCCCCUAUUGGUAUGGGAUCUAACAAAUCGUAAAUUAUUAUAUGAUCUGAGAAUACCUCAUCACGAGUUCAUCACAAAAUUAGCAGCAAUUAGUAAUGACGGACAUUAUGUGGUCAGCGUUUGUAAAGAGUUAAACACGACUUCUCCCAAUUCAAUAAUUGUUUACGAUCUUCAAAGCGGAACAUUAUUUAAGAAGUGGAAACCAGAAUGCAAUUCAGUUAGUUUAGCCAUUUCAACACAAACUGGUUGUGUACUCAAUGGCAUCGAAUCGGGAGAAGUUCUAGUUUGGGACUUAACUACCGGUACCAAAAAACACAGUUUAACUGGACAUACAUCAGCACCCGAUGUACUGCAAGCUACUGAAAAAGUCAACUACUUUUUAUCAUAUGACUCGAGUGGUACCGAUCCUAAUAUACGAAUUUGGGAACUCGACUCAGGCUCAUGUUUAAUGGUUUACACACCAGAAAGUCAAAUAAGUUGCUGUCGACUGUCCCCCGAUGGCAAUGCACUAGUGUUUGGGGUAUUGGCGUCAAUGGCUCUCAAAACUGUAUUACUUAAUAAUAAAAACAAGUCUUCUGAUGAAUCAAAUGAUAGUUCAUUAGCACAAUAUGGAGAUGAAGUAUAUGAUGGCAUGAUAUUUGACUUAAAGCCAUAAUUUUAUGUUUGAUUUUUAAAAAUUUGAUUUGUUUUUUUAACAAAUAA
Molecule: messenger RNA, 2227 nt
Organism: Oppia nitens
Lineage: Eukaryota; Metazoa; Arthropoda; Arachnida; Sarcoptiformes; Oppiidae
Exons: 7
Coding region: 666-2180 (504 amino acids)
Molecular function (GO): protein binding
Source: RefSeq, a predicted model, not a curated record